Molecule: messenger RNA, 538 nt
Organism: Cajanus cajan (pigeon pea)
Lineage: Eukaryota; Viridiplantae; Streptophyta; Magnoliopsida; Fabales; Fabaceae
Product: GRIP/coiled-coil protein
Biological process (GO): response to oxidative stress
Source: RefSeq, a predicted model, not a curated record
AUGUGGCGAAGAGAGAGAGAGAUUGUUGAAUUUUGGAAGUGUGCGAGAGAGAGAGAGAGAGAGAGAGAACAGCGAUGGCGAGGCGAGGCGAGACUCGGAACGAGUCGUUAUUGACUCGGGUGGUUGGGGCGGUCUUCGCCUUCGUGAGACACGCCGAGUUUGAGAUCCUCUUCUUUCUUUUCUUCUUCGUCGCUUAUCUCGUCUUCAAAGACAUCACGUCAAGGCCUGAAUACAAUCAACUGUUUGUAAAGAAGCCCGGUGGACCAGAGUUUUGGCCUUUUUAGAAGAGUUGAUGCUUGGUCAGUUUGGAUGUCUUCGUCCAUGGAGCCUAGGAUGGAAGUGCUGAGACUGGGAUGGCCCUCCACGAUCUCAAAUGUUGUUUACAGUUUAUUGUGUUUCUUAAUCAUUAUCUUAAAGUAGAUGACAUAUAUGUGCUUUAGGAUGUGUUGAAUAUGUAAUCGAAACCUUUUCACCUGAAGAAAAAUCUUUAGGGAAUGGAAAAGUCUUUAGGUGACAUCUUUAGGGGAUGUUGGUUUUA